Molecule: messenger RNA, 1473 nt
Organism: Pyricularia pennisetigena
Lineage: Eukaryota; Fungi; Ascomycota; Sordariomycetes; Magnaporthales; Pyriculariaceae
Exons: 8
Coding region: 1-1473 (490 amino acids)
Biological process (GO): transmembrane transport; carbohydrate transport
Cellular component (GO): membrane
Molecular function (GO): carbohydrate:proton symporter activity
Source: RefSeq, a predicted model, not a curated record
AUGGGUGCCGUCGAGAUGUUGCAAGGGCAGUCGCUCAUCCUGACCGUCAGCGUGUUAACCUCCCUGGGCUUUAUGCUCAUUGGUUUCGACAAUGGCCUCAUGGGAGGACUUGUCGGCUCACCCGCCUUCAAUUCGACGUUCGACACCCCUGGAUCGGACAUGAUCGGUUUAAUCGUUGCUAUUUACGAGAUCGGUUGUUUCUUCGGAUCCAUAUUUUCUGCCAUAUUCGGAGAGAAAUUGGGUCGUCGGUCGUCCAUUACCAUCGGAGCCUGGAUUAUGAUCAUCGGUGCCAUUUUGCAAGCGUCUGCAUUUGGCCGCGCGCAGCUCAUCCUCGGUAGGAUCGUGUCUGGUUUCGGCAUGGGCAUCAUCAAUUCGACUGUCCCCGUCCUUCAGGCUGAAUUCAGUCCCAAGUCGAGCAGAGGAGUUUACGUCUGUGCCCAGCUCUCGACGCUGAACUUUGGUAUAUUCCUGGUGUAUUGGAUCGACUAUGCCUUCUCGUCCCAUACCGCCAGCUACGCCUGGAGGGUUCCCGUUAUCCUUCAAUGCGUCUGCAUUAUUCCAAUGCUAUUCCUCAUCACCAUUAUCCCCGAGACCCCUCGUUGGCUGGCAUCUCACGACCGGCCCGACGAGAGUCUCAAGAUUCUCGCCCGUAUCCAUGCUACCUCUACAGAUGAUGUCGAGGUGCGCCGCAUGCACAGCAUCAUCAUGCAGACUGUCGCCAUCGAGUCCUCUGUCGGCGCAGGUUCAUGGAGGGAUCUGCUGAAGAACGACCGCAUCAAGUCUCAGCGGAGACUGCUCAUUGCCUGCGCCAUUCAGAGUUUUCAGCAACUCGGUGGUAUCAACGCCGUGAUUUACUAUGCGAGCACUCUCUUUCAGCACAGUAUCGGCUUUGACUCGCACAUGUCCUCCCUCAUGUCUGGUUUCCUACAAACCUGGUUCUUCCUGGCUUCCUUCAUUCCAUGGUUCCUGAUUGACCGCGUCGGACGACGACCUUUGCUCCUUUCCAUGAUCAGUGUGAUGGCAGCCGUCAUGGCUAUCCAAGCUGGUCUUAUCUAUCAAGUGCAGAACAACACCUCCAUCGCGCGUUCCGCCGGUAUUGGCGCUGCUGCCAUGCUGUUUGUGUUUCAGGGAGCAUUUACCAUCGGCUUCCAGGCUACCGUCUGGGUCUACCCGGCGGAAAUUCUUCCUCUCCGCAUGCGCCAACAGGGUUCUGCUAUUUCCACGGCUAUGAACUGGAUUUUCAACUAUAUGAUUGUGCAAAUUACACCGAUCGCCAUUGACAAAAUCGGCUGGAAAACCUACAUUAUCUUCGCCGUGCUGAACGCGACCUGGGUGCCGAUCAUCUACCUGUUCUUCCCCGAGACCAAGGGCCUUGAGCUCGAAGAUGUGGACCGUCUCUUCGCUGGAGAAGACCUUAUGGACAGAUUGGAUGAAAAGCACGCAGGCGACUUAACAGUGGAAAAACAAGAAUGA